UCAACCCGUCCUGCGCGCGCGCUAAGAGGAUCAACCUUAGUCUGAUGAUCUCCGGGCUGGUCGAUGAGCACCCCUUCUUGGUCCUCACUGCAAUCAUCGUCAUCACUGUCUGCGUCGUCUAUCCGCUAGCGCUGCGCUUGGCUGUCGAGCGAAUCGAAGCCGACGAGGCUGCCCAGCAACGAGCCCGGAUGACGCAACAAAUCGAGAGCAGGGGCACCAAGGACAAAGAGCAAUGAAUGGCGCCGUCAAUGGACGCUCACAAAAGCCAUCGCUGAGAAGACUAUCGAUCAAGCGGCUCGAGGAUGACUUUGCCAUUGUACCCAGGACCGCCACGGCACAGAUCUUCUGGCCUAGAGGCUUGAUCUGUCCGCAAGACGGUACCCUCUUUGGAUGGUGUGUGGGUGGUGGACCCAGUGAGGUUGUCGUCGUUGUUGCCGGCGCUGCAAGCAAGUCAUCAUGCGAUCGCGCCCGCCUCUCGCCGCUGUCGACAGCUCUACUUCCAGAAGCUUCGACCGACACGGAGCCUUGCAUCGUUGGAGACGCUGAAGAAGAAAGCAGCGGGAUAGACCGUCAUAAGGCAACGCUUUGGUUCGAUGUGGAAGGAGGAGCGAGCAUUCGUAGCAUUCGUAUACCCGGCUCUAUCGCGAGUCAAACACCACAGUGUACCAUCAAUGUCUUCCAUUACUCAAUACCGGAGCCGGAAUCGCUCCAAUUCCUCUCGCUCGAAGCGAUCCUGCUCCCAAGGGCAUCAACGUUCGAAGGUCUGGAGAGGGAGUCUGGUCCAAAACGCACAGAGCUGCAUCGUAGACUCGAGACGCUUCUUCAAGGCGAUCCAGCAAGAACGUACGAGCUCACAAGGUCACAACGAUGCUCCGGACCUGGUGCAGGAUUCAGACGCGCAAUUCUCUUAAUCAACAGAGUCAAGUACUUGAAAGAGAAGGUGUCCGGAAAGUACAAGAGAAGAGAUUCGUCAUCCAUUUCGAAGCUCGACGGAGGAGGAUACCUCACACCCAUCGUCGCUUUCUUGCGCUCCUUACUCGAUGUGUCUGCAGGCGAAGUCGCUUUGCGAGAUCUUUCGAGUGCAGCCCGCCAAGUGCACCUUCGACUAGGACAAGCGAUUCUGUGGCCGGCCCUCGCCCGUCGAAUUCGCAUACAGCGUCGGUCUGAACAGCUGCCAGUGUCCGCUCUAAGCCCUCGGUACAUUGGCUUGUGGAAUGGGGUCUGGCUCGUCGCCAACGACAUGAUCCUUGGUCAGGCCAUGGGUGGCUGGCUGUGUGAGAACGAUGCUGUUCUCGGUCGCCAUGUCGCUCGUUUUCUGCGACAGGUGACCGUUGCUCUGCUGCAGGAAACGCUCGAUUGGCUUGGACAUUGGCCGGCCGGCUUGAAGCUCAACACCGAGCUCGCCUCCUUCUUUGGCGAUGUCUACUCUGGCUUGACCAGCGUAUGGGGGUCAAACAUCGUGGCCCAUCUCGAGGCAUCCGACGGAGCACUCCUGGCUCAUGUCAUCUUCCUCAUCGGAACUUCUGGCCGGUUUCUGGGCCUCACAGCCCUCCUCUCGCUGGCUUCCGACGUCGUGGCGGCUUUAACCGCUCACAUAUCGCUCUUCUACCUCAUCUCGCGAUCUAUCUAUGCCUUCUUCAACUCAACGAUCGCUGCGCUUUUCUACUUGUUCCGAGGAAAGAAGCGCAACCCGUUGCGACGAGGCCGGACCGAUGAGGCAACGCACGAUCUCGACCAGCUGCUCCUUGGCACGCUGUCUUUCACCCUGCUCGCUUUCCUGUGGCCGACGGUGGCAGUCUAUUAUCUCUGCUUCAGCCUCGCGAGACUUUCCAUCGUCGCAACUGAAAUCCUGCUUGAGACAGCCUUGGCGCUGCUCAACCACCUGCCGCUCUUUGCGCUCAUGCUGCGCGUCAAGGAUGGAAAGCGUUUGCCCGGUGGCGUACGAAUUCGUAUCCGAUGGCCGCAGCACUAUGGUCAGGAUCAACAGCAACAUAAACAACAACAACAGCAGCACUUCGACAUGGACAAUGUUCCGUUAGAUCUGCCCAGCAUCUUUCGAGGUUACGGCGAUCACCUCCAGGGAUUACGCGCGCUUCCCCGUCUCUGCUUGGCUGUCUUGACCGGCAAGUUCAUUGCUUGCCCUCCUCACCCAUAGAGACAUCGUCAAAAGAACAUUUUUUGUACUGCCUUGGAAUUGUUGAUUCGAUCAUUUGUAAGACAAACAGGUACAGCAUUGUGUCGGAUAAGAUUACAGAGGGCAGGGCUGGCGUCCUCGUAUUCGGCGACGAAGAACUUUUUCCGUUCCUUGAUCAGAAAGCUGUGGACAGAA
This is a messenger RNA of Acaromyces ingoldii, 2329 nucleotides long. Its product is annotated as Gpi1-domain-containing protein. The record is from RefSeq and is a predicted model, not a curated record. Gene Ontology annotation, biological process: GPI anchor biosynthetic process. The transcript is spliced from 7 exons. Gene Ontology annotation, cellular component: membrane; endoplasmic reticulum. Bases 233 to 2155 code for a protein of 640 amino acids. Lineage: Eukaryota; Fungi; Basidiomycota; Exobasidiomycetes; Exobasidiales; Cryptobasidiaceae.